This is a messenger RNA of Ostrea edulis (European flat oyster), 1229 nucleotides long. Its product is annotated as coadhesin-like. NCBI's taxonomy places the organism in Eukaryota, Metazoa, Mollusca, Bivalvia, Ostreida, Ostreidae. Bases 78 to 1151 code for a protein of 357 amino acids. The record is from RefSeq and is a predicted model, not a curated record. The transcript has 9 exons.
GUGUAGAGAUAAAGAAGUACAGGCGCACCCAAAAGUCGGCAGAGUUCUGUGAUAGCUGCGCUUUGACCCACGUUAUAAUGGAAACAAGAGCAACCAGUGUAUUCCUGUGUUUUAUUGUGAUAGCGUCGGACUGCUAUGCUGGUGUCGACCUACAUCCGAGAUUUCUUCUUUCUUCCGUACAGCAAGCUAUAGACGGCUACUGGGGAGACUGGGCCACUUGGGGGAGCUGCAGUGAGUCAUGUGGGACGCAUGGAUACCGGUUAAGGACACGUGCCUGUGAUAAUCCUGUUCCCAAAAAUGGAGGCAAACCUUGCUCUGGGGCAGAUUCGGAAAUGUCACCAUGCUUCUCACCAUGCCCUGUCGAUGGUCAUUGGGGGUCUUGGAACGCGAUGAAGCUUUGCAGCGUCACGUGUGGUAAUGGAACGGAGGAAUAUGCAAGGUCAUGUGAUAAUCCCGCACCUGCGCAUGGGGGAAAACAGUGUUCUGGACCAUCGGUGAAAGUCUCCCCGUGCAGUCCUUCUCCGUGUGCAAUUGAUGGAAACUGGGGUAAAUGGUCGCACUGGAGCGCAUGUUCGGUGUCUUGUGGUAACGGAGCAGAAUAUCGGCAUCGGCGUUGCGAUCAUCCAUCUCCAAGCCAUGGAGGCCGUGCGUGUUCGGGAUCUAGUGCGCAGACUCAGUCCUGUCACUUGAAUGCCUGUCCUGUUAAUGGAGGCUGGAGUCACUGGUCUGCUUGGGGACAUUGCUCCGUGACUUGUAAUGACGGCGUGCAACAUCGAACGCGCACCUGCAGUAACCCAGCGCCGAGUCAUGGCGGCCACGGAUGUAUCGGCGCUACCCAGGGGAGCCAGUCCUGUCACAAUAAUCCAUGCCCUGUUAAUGGAGGUUGGGGUCACUGGUCUGCUUGGGGACAUUGCUCCGUGACUUGUAAUGACGGCGUGCAACAUCGAACGCGCACCUGCAGCAACCCAGCGCCGAGUCAUGGCGGCCACGGAUGUAUCGGCGCUACCCAGGGGAGCCAGUCCUGUCACAAUAAUCCAUGUUGUCAUGACAAAAUGCCCCAAAACAUAUGCGUGGCAAUUUGGUACACUGGGCGCUGCAUCGAAAUCGUUGGCAGAGUGGAAUGUGCAAAAACGUGCAUAUACUGCCAUUGAAAUGACCGGAAGUUGGGAAUAAGCAACACAUGUCUCUAUUCAUAUGUAAUCUCAAAUAAUAAAAAAAAAUUGAACAAA